CUCGAGAACUUUUAAUCCCCUUGCUUGACUCGGAUGUUGGAUUUUUAAAAAAUGUUUUUCUGAGCCACAAUACCUGGGUAACGUGAUUAGUUGAAUACCCCCUCACACACAAAACCUCCCCUCUACCCAACCUCCCCGCUUCAUGGUAUUUCCCACAAUAACAUCCCAGGUCCAACACACUGACGCUGUCAUUUUGCCUCUGACCUCCCUCCCCUCCACUACCCCUCGCUCCCUCUUUCUCUCUCCCUCUUUUUGCCCCUAGUCACCCGGUCUGGACUGAGGACGAACACCUUCUGGUUUCAGGUAGGAAUUCCAGCGGAUUGCACGUUUAAUAAAGCAUCAGGGGACUAUUUGAUUCAGCUUACAGGUUGGGAAGUUUUUAAUCUGCUAUUGGCGAGCUGAGGUUUACAUCUGCAUGUACUGGGAUCCAUCUUUGGGUUUUGUGUCAGCUGGCAUGCUUUGAUGAAGUUAUUACAAACCUAUGAUUUAAAGAUGAUGCAGUUUAAUAUCUACUCUGUUCAAUGAUUGGUGAUUUAAAGUUUAAGACCAGUGUGCUCCCUGUCUGUGAUUCAUGUAAAUUUAAGGCAUUUUACUGGAACUGAACCACUUUUAAUCCAUAUUGAAGUAUCUGAGCUUGACAGCAGCACAUAAAAGUUGUUAAAAUCAUAUAUUCCUCUGAGAAGAGAGCACUCAUGUAAAAUCUGGAUUAGAUUUGCAACUCCUGCAAACAAGCGAGGGCUUAUUUUACUAUUGUUUGUUAAGUUAUUGUCAAGAUUUGUCAAAUUCAGUCAAGAAAAUCUUUAAAUUUUGGUUGACUUGACUGUUGGAUCAGUACAAACAGGUGUGGUGUAAUUAUACUUCUCCUUUCAGGCUUAAUCUCUGUGACAAUACUGACUGUAUUUCCUUCCUUUCUCUCAGAUCAUCAUAGAUCCGGUCAUCAGCUCUGAUCCAUCAAACGUGUGUUGUGUGACAUUGGAGGAGGUCCAGUGAAAAUGCACAAGAUGUUCAUUGAGCUGAUGGUGUUGGUGGGGUAAGUGUUUAGGCAUUUUUUGGCAGAUUGACAUCGAAAGAUUCACAAGAAAUGAUAUUUUUGACUGUUUAAAGUCAGCAAGAUCAUGUUUUUUAAAUCAAUAGACUGUUCAAAAGUGUAUGGCAAACAGGAUAAGCAGACUGCUUUCGUCCACAGGUGGCGCCAAAGUUUACUUAAUUGAAACUUCUUUAUUGGAGCUUUAAAGAGUAAAAUCAGAUGUGACAUUAACGUCUCAGGAGCAGUUUGACACAGAUUGACCCAUCAAAUACACAAAGAAAAUGAAAAAACACAAAUCUGAAACAAUCCGAAGGAUUUAAGCUUAAAACUGUUGUGUAUCUGAAUGUGUUUGGACCCAGAUCACAGGUAAUAACUUUGGUGGGUACAGAAGUAAUCAGGCAGUACUGUUUAAAUUUUAAGCUUGAAGCCAAUAGAGGGAUUAGAACACAGGACACACACAGCGACAAGUGAUGGCAUGAUGAGGGUCUCUGUCUGAGCCACAGGUAUCCACAGGUUUGAAGAAAAACAUAAAACUUCAACCUUACCAUCUCCCUUAGACCAUCAAACAUCUUCUACAGCAGCUCACAAAUGUGAAUAUCUCAAAAAAGUUAAUAUUUUCCAUGAUUUUAUUCAAAAAGUGAAAGUUCAGUAUAGAUUCAUCGCACACAAAGUGAAAUAUUUCAAGACUUUUUGUAUGAAUCUUGAUGAUUACAGCUUACAACUCAUGUAAAUCAAAAAUCCUCUUUCUCAAAAUAUGAGAGGACUCCAAAACGCCAAUCCAGGAAAGUAUUAUGAUUCACAAAUGACAAAACUUCUGGAAAAUUAUGUUCAUUCAUGCCCUCAGUACUUGGCCGAGACUCCUAUUGCGUGCAUAAAUGAAUGUGACAUGAAGUUAAUCAGUCUGUGGCUCUGCUGUGGUGUUAUGGAAACCAAGGGUUAUAAUUUGACAAGUAUCUGUUUUGUUUCAGAAUGGCUGUCCUGAGUAAAGGGGCCAUUCAGAGACCAGACUAUGAUGACACUCCCAACCCUGAGUUCCUCAACCCUUCCUGGAUGGCCAGCAUCCCUGAUGACCAGCUGCUGUCUGAGGUUACCAUGCCUGGGACGCACAACACCAUGGCUCUGUAUGGUGGUGUGUAUGCUGAGUGUCAGACCUGGAGCCUGGCCUCCCAGCUCCAGGCGGGGGUCCGCUUCCUGGACGUCCGCGUCCGUCACGUCAAAGGAAACCUCACCAUCCACCACGGGGUGUCUUAUCAGCGGGCACACUUUGGACACGUACUGGAGGGUGUGUCUAAGUUCCUUCAAGAGUUUCCCAGUGAGACGGUGCUGAUGAGGGUGAAGGAGGAGUUCAGCGAGACUUAUGACAUCUACGGGGCUGUGGUCAGCUACAUCCACCGCUACGCCCACUGGGACCUCCUGUGGCACAGCCGACUUGUGCCAACCAUGGGGGAGGCCCGAGGGAAGCUCAUCAUCCUGCAGGACUUCUCUGGACCAGACCUGGGGAUGCGCUAUGGCUCAAUGGACAUAGCUGAUGACUGGAAGGUUUGAAAUCAAACUAUUGUGUUUUUAUAUUAAAGUUUCAUAAACAGAUUCAUUGAAAUGUAGUAACCUUUUCCAGUUUAGAAAGGAGUAGCUUCAUUCUGCUAUCUGCAGAAACCAAACAUACUAUUGUCGUUGUACAAAAUUCCUGGAAACAUGAAAUAAUAUCCAGAAUUAAAAAAUAUAUAUAUAUUGAGUUGUUAAUCUUUGCUUUCUCUGCAGGUGCCCACACUCCUGCAUGUGGAGGAGAAAUGGCAGAGUGUCUAUGAUCACCUAGAAGCUGCACCGACAGGAAACAAAGCCCAGAUUUUCCUCACCUUCAGCAGUGGAGCAGGCGUGUUGGCGUACCCGCGAGCUGUCGCACAACGCAUCAACCUCCAGCUCUAUGACUACCUGAGGGCCAAAACCGAUCUAAACCAGCGCUUUGGAAUCAUUUGCAUGGACUUCCCUGCAUCUCCCAUGAUCCAAAUGAUCAUUGACUUCCAGCUUAAAGAGGUCGAAAAGAAAAGGCAGGCCUUUGACUCAGUGCUUAACAAGUUUAAUUUAAAAUAUACAUUUUCUUCACUGAGACAGAAAAUGACACAUAAAGCUGUUAAUGUCUGAGCCAAAGUCCCUGAAGUGAACUGUGAAUGAAACCAAAGAUACAGGGUACAAAAUAAAUAAAAGGACUCUGGUGCAGAAAUAAACUGGUGCUAAAGCUACUACAGUGUUUGAAUUGCUGCUUUGAAACCUUUUAAAAAUGAACUUUAUCAGAUGGAUUAUUUGGAAAUUGUAAAAAAGCCACAUUAGGUUAUCAGCCAAAAAAAAUGUACUGCAGCAGAUGAGAAAGUCUAAUACAGAUAUUUGUUGACUUUGCUUAGUGGAUGUAAGCAGACAUAUAUCAUCGCCACAGGACGGCAGUGUGACUUCAGAGACACUUUGGUUGUGGCCAGCUGCAUGAGAGGAAACAACUGUGUCAACCUUUGCAUCACAAACCCACUUCAACUGUCACGCAGCUGUUUCAUGACUUGCAGAACUUGAGCUGCACUCUUAAAGCAGCAAAGUGCCAGAUUCACUUCAGCUUUAUUAAAGCUUGGAUAGCUAUCAAACUAUCCCAUUGUUUUUAAUAUUUAUAUUUUAUAAUAUUUAUUGACUGCUAAGAGGGUGUUUUAAUAUCAGGAAAAAUAUUGAUGCAUUGAGCUUAGAGAAAAUCGAUGACAACCAAAAGCAGCUGCAUUGACAGAGAUUGUAAAUGGCUCUGAGUGCUAAAAGUGCACUCACUCAAAUAAAAAGCUCCUGCUGAUGCCCCAAA
This is a messenger RNA of Xyrichtys novacula (pearly razorfish), 3854 nucleotides long. Lineage: Eukaryota; Metazoa; Chordata; Actinopteri; Labriformes; Labridae. The record is from the annotation of a GenBank genome assembly.